AUGUCUAUUGAAUCUAAUGCCUCUGAGUUAAAAGCUGCCUUAAAGCAAUACCCAAAUUUCCCAUCUGAAGGUAUUUUAUUUGAAGAUUUCCUACCAAUUUUUUCACAACCACAGUUAUUUCAAAAGCUUAUCGAUUCUUUUAAGACCCAUUUAGAGACUACUUAUGGUGUAGGUAAAAUCGAUUACAUUGUUGGUCUAGAAUCUAGAGGCUUCCUUUUCGGUCCAGCCUUGGCGUUGGCUAUGAAUGUUGGUUUUGUUCCAGUUAGAAAAGUUGGUAAAUUACCAGGUGACUGUGUGCAAGCUACUUAUGAAAAGGAAUACGGCAGUGAUACUUUUGAAAUGCAGAAGAAUUCUGUUAGGGAGGGUUCUAAUGUUGUGAUAGUUGAUGAUAUUAUUGCAACUGGUGGUUCUGCCAAGGCUGCUGGUGAAUUGGUUCAAAAAGUUGGUGCUACUGUUUUAGAGUAUGAUUUUGUUAUGGAAUUAGAUUUCUUAAAGGGUAGAGACAAGUUAUGUGCUCCUGUGUUCACUUUAUUGAGUGGUCAAGAAGAAAAAUUGCAAAAUUAA
This is a messenger RNA of Arxiozyma heterogenica, 564 nucleotides long. RefSeq names its product adenine phosphoribosyltransferase APT1 (gene APT1). The transcript has a single exon. The record is from RefSeq and is a predicted model, not a curated record. Gene Ontology annotation, molecular function: AMP binding; adenine phosphoribosyltransferase activity; adenine binding. The coding region runs from base 1 to 564 and encodes 187 amino acids. Gene Ontology annotation, biological process: adenine salvage; AMP salvage. Gene Ontology annotation, cellular component: cytoplasm. Lineage: Eukaryota; Fungi; Ascomycota; Saccharomycetes; Saccharomycetales; Saccharomycetaceae.